AUGGGCGGGCUGGCGGCCGCUGCGCACCCCGCCUCGGCCCGCCCCCGCCGGCGGGUGUCGUCCCCCGGCGGGGCAGGGGCAGGGGGCGCGGCCGGCGAGCGGGCCCGGCAGCCGGUGGCCGUCCCGGUGUCGCGGCGGGGCGGGCGAAGGGGGCGGGAAAGUGGCGGCCGGCGGAGCGGGGAGAAGGGGAGCAGGGGACGUCCAAGCUGGCGUCCCCUCUGGGCCGCUGCUCCCCUGUCCUCCCUGCGUCUUCCUCGCCCUCCUGCGCAGGCUGCUCCCCGCGCCUGGGGGGGUGUGGGGGUGUCCCCGCAGCUGCCGCUGCCCCGCUGGGCUGGGCACAGGCGGUGCGUGCGCCCGGGGACGCCCGGGGACAGCAACUUCAACGGGGCGGGGAAGGGCAAAGCCCUGCCCCAGGGGAGGAACAGCCCCGGCUCCGGCAGAAGCUGGGGGCCAGCCGGCUGGAAAGCAGCUCGGCAGGGAAGGAGCUGGAGGUCCUGGUGGGCACCAGGUUGGACGUGUGCCCUUGCCGCAAAGAAGCUAUAUGUGGACCUAGAGAACCUUCAUUCUGUCAAGGGAAAAAAGGACAGAAAGGACCUCUGUAAUAGAGAUCUCCCCCAAAUACUUGCCCCAAAUACUUGCAUCAGUGACAGCAAGGGGAAUGGGAACCCAACACCGAGAGUCUGCAAUCCCUGGCAGCAACCAGAAAAGGUGACACAGGCAGUCAAAUUGAGUUUCUAUAAUGGAAGGAAGCAGAACUAAAGAUAAACCCAGACACAAAUUCAAGGAAGAAGAUGGGAAGCUCAGAGGAAAAAUCUGCAAUAAGGAGAUGAUAAAUAUUUAUUUACCUAACUGUAAUAAUU
This is a messenger RNA of Chroicocephalus ridibundus (black-headed gull), 860 nucleotides long. RefSeq names its product collagen alpha-2(I) chain-like. The transcript has 4 exons. Lineage: Eukaryota; Metazoa; Chordata; Aves; Charadriiformes; Laridae. Bases 1 to 759 code for a protein of 252 amino acids. The record is from RefSeq and is a predicted model, not a curated record.